This is a messenger RNA of Oikopleura dioica, 483 nucleotides long. The record is from the annotation of a GenBank genome assembly. NCBI's taxonomy places the organism in Eukaryota, Metazoa, Chordata, Appendicularia, Copelata, Oikopleuridae.
AUGACGAUUACGAUUCCUACAUCGGAAGAGAAAGCGCUCAAGUUGAAAUUCGAGGAAAUUACGAAUCUGGAAAGCAACUAUCAAGCGAAAAACUUUUUGGUUGAGUUUGAUGGAAACACCUUCGGCGAGAAGAACCAAACUAUUCCGAUUGUCACUCCCUGGGACAAAGUUUCCAACUUUACCUUUAGCUACACUUGCAAUAAGUCCAAACUAAAGAAUGUCCAAGGAACGACAACCACUACUCUCGCCUUUGGUCCCUAUCAAGUGCAAUACGGAGCUGCGAUGGAGUCUAAAGCGCAGCCCUACUUUUCACGGGCAAUCGAUUGCACUCCCGUCUUCGGGGAAAUGGUCUGGAUCACUGUUAUCGCUAUGGUCGUUUUCACCAUCAUUCUGGCUUUCGGGCUGUACUUCGUCGUCUCUAUCGAAGUUCCAUCGCGUUUCGAAUCUACUCGAUCGAAGCCACUCAUCAUUCCCGAUAAUUAA